AUGUUGGCGAGACCACCUGCAUCUUCUUCGACUCUCCUCCGACUUGAAAUUCCUUCCCUCCUUCCCUCCUGCCGCCGCACGUGUACUCGCACCUUCUCCAGCUUGGCUCCUUUUCGGUUGCCGAAACACCACGCCCCACGUUUUUACCCCACCAAGACCAGGACGACGUUUGACCCCUCCAUUCACCUCAAACUCUUCCCCUCCGAAGCUUCAUCUACUUUUUUAUCCUCAUCUAUAUCUCAUCGUUUCUCUUCCCAAACAAGACAGUCAAGCACCAUGUCUGCCGUUAAGGAAUACUCCCUUCUCUGUCUCGAGAACCCUCUCCUCGACAUCCAGGCCAAGGGUGACCAGGCCCUUCUUGACAAGUAUGGCCUCAAGCCUAACGACGCCAUCCUCGCAGAGGAGAAGCAUCUUCCUCUCUACGAAGACCUCCUAAACAACUACGAUGCCAAGCUGAUUGCUGGAGGCGCUGCCCAAAACAGUGCUCGAGGUGCUCAGUACAUCCUCCCUCCUAAUAGUGUCGUCUACCUCGGUGGCGCUGGUGAUGACAAGUAUGCUGCUAUCCUUCACGAUGCUGUUAAAGCCGCUGGUCUCCGCGUUGAAUACCGUGUCGACCCCAAGGAGAAGACUGGCCGAUGUGGUGCUAUCAUUACCGGCCACAACCGAAGCUUGUGCACGGAUCUUGGCGCUGCUAACCACUACGACCUCGAUCACCUGAAGAAGCCUGAAAUCUGGAAGCUCGUUGAGAACGCUGAGGUCUACUACGUCGGUGGUUUCCACUUCACUGUCUGUCCUCCUGCCAUUAUGGAGCUCGCCAAGCAGGCUGCUGAGCACAACAAGCCUUUUGUUCUCUCCCUGUCUGCUCCUUUCAUCCCUCAAUUCUUCAAGGAGGUUGUCGAUGCCAGCGCCCCUUACUGGGACUACAUCAUCGGCAACGAGACCGAGGCCGCCGCCUAUGCCGAAUCCCACGGCCUCCCUAGCAAGGAGCCCAAGGAUGUUGUCAUGCACCUCGCCAACCUUCCCAAGAAGAACACCAAGAGAAAGCGAAUUGCCAUUGUUACUCAGGGUACCGACCCUACUCUGGUUGCUAUCCAGGGUGAUGACGAGAUUAAGGAGUUCCCCGUUCACGCCAUUGAGAAGGAGAAGAUCAACGACACCAACGGUGCUGGUGACGCUUUUGCUGGCGGUCUCUUGGCUGGUAUCCUCCAGAACAAGCCCCUCGAAACCAGCAUUGACAUGGGCCAGUGGCUCGCUCGUUUGAGCAUCCAGGAGCUUGGACCUUCAUACCCCUUCCCCAAGCAAACCUACCAGGCUGCUUAAAUCUAUCAACAACUCAUAUUGCACAUCCUUCUUGGAUCAUUGAAUGUGGUUCGGCGUUGCUGGGGAAAAGGGAAACGGUUUCAACAACGGCGUUUGCAUCCAAAGGGAGAAUAUACCCCAAACUGAGGGCUCCCAAGCGCAUUGAGCGGCAUGGUAUCCUCCACGAUAUCGAGUAUUUGGCAAGCAUAUUAUCU
This is a messenger RNA of Fusarium verticillioides 7600, 1514 nucleotides long. RefSeq names its product adenosine kinase. The record is from RefSeq and is a predicted model, not a curated record. Gene Ontology annotation, biological process: purine ribonucleoside salvage. Gene Ontology annotation, molecular function: adenosine kinase activity. Lineage: Eukaryota; Fungi; Ascomycota; Sordariomycetes; Hypocreales; Nectriaceae. The coding region runs from base 1 to 1320 and encodes 439 amino acids. The transcript has 4 exons. Gene Ontology annotation, cellular component: cytosol; nucleus.